This is a messenger RNA of Thalassophryne amazonica, 723 nucleotides long. RefSeq lists its product as uncharacterized. Gene Ontology annotation, cellular component: ESCRT I complex. Bases 1 to 723 code for a protein of 240 amino acids. Gene Ontology annotation, biological process: protein targeting to vacuole; protein targeting to membrane; ubiquitin-dependent protein catabolic process via the multivesicular body sorting pathway. The record is from RefSeq and is a predicted model, not a curated record. The transcript has 4 exons. NCBI's taxonomy places the organism in Eukaryota, Metazoa, Chordata, Actinopteri, Batrachoidiformes, Batrachoididae.
AUGGGUGUGUUCGGGGUGCCCAUUACUCCCACAGCUUGUGUAGGUCUCGGCAUGCGCCGGACCCCUCUAGAUACGCGUUGCACCCUUGGCGCUUGCGGCCAGGAGUGCCAAAAAGUGACACUUUUAAGAAAUAAGCGUCGUCCCGCUCCACCGACGUUCGUCGCUGACCGAUCGGAUCGCACGGCGUCGUUGUGUUGGACGUUUGUGAGCCCGAUCCCUUGGCUGGAAGUUGAUGUGUGUGACAUUGCGAUCAUACCGACUGUUGUCAUCGUCAGGUUUCUCAACGCGGAACCGUCCGCUGACUGUCUACCGGCCGUGGGGCUCGUCAGCUUGCCGAUAAGUGUUUUUCGUUCGGCUGGGUUCGUGAAGAAGCGUGUGGACGUGUCGCUGCUGUUGGAUGUUACCAGCACUCAGUGUCAGGCUCACUUUGGUUUGCUAGCAUCGUCCAUCCUGGCAAAUCAAAUGGAGAAGCUUCAGGACCUGAGCCAAUCAGAGCUGCAGGAGCUCCUGGACAACUCGGAGAGGGUGGAGUCUAUGGCUCUAGAGUCCGACGAGAUCCAGAACAUCCAGCUGGAGAGAGAAAUGGCACUGGCAUCAAACCGCAGCCUGGCCGAGCAAAACCUGGACAUGAAACCUCGUCUGGAGUCACAGAAGGAGAUGCUGGGGGGAGAUAUUCUGAGCUUGAGGCAGUUAGAGAAAAGUACAAAGAACACCGUGCACUGA